AUGGAUCCUAGCGGGGAUCCUCUCGACUGGACGGUCGACGAGGUGGUGCAGUUCCUGUGCCAUAAUCCUGACGCGCCAUGGUCUCUGUCGUCGUCGCGUGUCGCGCGGCCAGAUCCUGUCACGUUCGAGGCCGCUCUUCGAGAAAACGUGAUUACGGGAGAGGUGCUCCUCCACGAUGUUGACAUACAAUCUCUGAAGGAGGACUUGGGUCUGAAAGCCCUCGGUCCCCGCAGUAGCAUGCAGAGUGCUGUCAGAUACUUGCAGCGGAAUUCUCCCAAAUUUCUCCAGUCCACUGCGCUAUCCGCAACUCCCUUCAAGACUCAAGCUCUCGAAUAUACUAGGUCUCCUAGCAUGUCCUCGUUCGCGAGCCCGGUGACUCUACCCCACACACUUGUGCCUCGUAAGGAGUUCCUUCAGAAGGACGUUCUCCAGACUCCCCGCAUUCCUCCCUCCUUUACCCCCAGUGCUUCUACUCCAGGAGAGAAGCCAGUACAACGGCAAGAUGCGCCGCACAACCUCAUCGCAGAGGCUAGACAUGCACCAGUCGAUAACGGCGAAAGAGAUGACGGGCGAAAUGACGACGAGUCUGGCCAAGGUGGUAGCGCAGAAGACGUUUCUCAUAAGCGUUCACGUCCUGGUGAGCACCUGGUCAUUGACACGAACGGAAAGAAACGACGCAGGCUGGAAUUAAGCAGUGCCAAUUCAAAGGCUGAACGUGCAGCUGACAAGCCUGUUAUUAAUUCUUCGAACAAGACUUGGUAUAUGGGGCCUGAUGCAACAACGCCUAUCGAUUUGUUCUAUCCUUCCAGUCCCGCAUCAGAGAAUGACGAAUUCUCUAUCGUUAGCACGCAAUGUCCACCAGCUAGGCGCAAGUUCGUCAACAAAUCCAUGUCCCACUUCUAUCGCCAAACCCCAGUGCGGUUGAGUCCCACGAAACAGGCCGUCAUUCCUUACAUUCCAGUCCGGGGAGCAAAAGAAAGCCAAAGAUUCUUCACUUUGUAUUCCUCCAAAGAUGGCCGUGUUGCAGUUACUAAGCAGAAUCUCAAGGACUGGCCACAGCUUGAGAAAUAUGGGAGCUCACGCACUGCCGGAGUGUCCAAAACCCCUGACCCAUUUGCAUGGCUCCUCGAAAAGUACCCUGCACAAGAAGAUGGCCAUGAUGCCUUCCCGUUGUAUGGUGACUCAGGGUCUGAAGGUGACUAUGAUGAGGAGACCUUGCGUGAAAUUGACGAGGAGUCCCAGACACUCGUGAACCAGAAGCGAGACAAGCUCACGGCUGAUGCAGUGGAGUCUAUCAUGGCAAAAUGCAUAUCGAACUAUGAGACUGAGUGGCAGCAGUUGCAUAAGCCUAAAGAGGAAGCUAAGGCAUGGGCAAAAUGGACGGCCGCUAUGAGAAGCAACAGCCGUAACCAGCAGAUCAAGGAUCUCACACGCUCACUCAAGAAACUCGAAGGUCGUUUGCAGAAGCUGAAAGAUGCAGUAAAGUCAGCCGACUACUCCUCGGAAACCGAGCUACAGACCCAAUGCCAGGCUCUGCAGCAGACGAUCUUCAGGAUGCAAAAGGACAGACAUCAUAUUUUUGUCAUAGGACUUGAGCGCUGCCCACCCAGAGUAGCCCCUCCUCCGAGGGCGUUGAAGUUCAGAAAUCGGCGUAAUAGCAGAAGCGAUGAUGCUGAAUCACUCGAUUCGGAUACGGAUGACUUCAUCGAUGAUUCUGAAGUUCUCCCACCACCUGCCCAACAAGUUUUCCAUGACGGCGGGACACUCCAGACUUCUUCAUCAUCGGAUGAAGAAGGGGACAUAAUCAGCGUAUCCGGGACUCGACGGAGAUUGCCAUCGAGAGGCUAUCCAUUCGUCGUUUCAAGUUCACCAGAUUCGGCGCCUGUUGCAACCACAACUGAGACACCGAAAGUCAUUGACCUGACCGCGGAUACACCACAAUCUGAUGACUACGACAUUGCGACCCCGCCUCUAAAUCCAGUGCAGGUCGAGGUGCCGCACGUAGACCCUACUCUAUACGAGAGCAUGUCUGCUGUUUCAGACUUCAGCCCUAGUAUCACCUCCCAAAGAGACGGUUCUCACAGGAGGAGAUCUGUCUCUCUGCCUGACAUGGAUGACUAUGAAGCGCUCAAAAAGCUAAAAUUCACCUACUUGGAGGAGCGUAAAGAUCCACGUCGACUGCUGGUGAAGCUGAUUGUUAACCUCCCGGCGAAGGACCGAACCCAAUUGGCCCAGCGGAUAUCAAACAGAUACGAUGAGGCGGAUCUUCGAGCGCUGACUAUGCGAUCUUUGGAGUUGAUGCUACGAGGCGAAACCAGGCUGCAUGAAUUGGAAUAUACCGAGAGCAUGAUCAUAAUGCGCGCCACGUCUUUCUACAUUUCCUGGGUGACCUGUUCUCACUUAUCCAACAAGGGAAUCCCUAAAAGCAAGGUCAAAAAGGCACUGAGAGAGAUCAAAGUCUUUGAAAGCUACGAGGAGUUUUAUCAUCAGUUGUCCUACCAUCUGGCAGCAUAUUGUGAUUGGGAACAAGGCGAUAAACUUGGGCCUACCCACGUCACGGACACUCCCCAUAGGACCAGGAAACGCGCUGUCAAAGUGAACGAAGCUGGUAAAAUGGCACGAGAUAACGCGCAACGCCGUGCACGAAUGCAGGAAAGAUCGGCAAAGUUGUACAUGGAAAGCUUGGGCGCAGCCAGUGCAGACUAUAAAAAUCAGGUCGUGAGCUUUGGAAAUCCACCAAUUCAUCUGCAUGAGGCCAUCGCACGCCGAGUGAAACCCCAUCAGCUGAAAGGGAUCCAAUUUAUGUGGCGAGAACUAAUAGCCGAUGAGACUCAUCAGGGUUGCUUGCUAGCCCACACAAUGGGUUUAGGCAAGACAAUGCAGGUCAUAUCGCUUCUCGUGACCAUAUCGGCCGCUUCUAACUCCGACAACCUUCAGAUCACAGAGCAGGUACCGGAGAGAUUCCGUAGUGCCCAGACAUUGGUGCUUUGCCCCUCAUCGUUGACCGAGAACUGGCUGGACGAGCUCUACCUAUGGACCCCUCCUGAUGAAUGUGUCAAGAUCGGACCGUUUCACAGAGUCACAAGCGGAGGGCCACUCGAUGAAAGGCUGGAUACAAUCCGCGAAUGGUAUGAACAUGGCGGAAUCCUGAUAUUGAGUUACGACAUGUUCCGAACUUGGAUCCUAAACAAGGAAACUUCGAAAAGAUCGAGGCCAUUGCCGGAUGCAGACCAUGAAAAUGUCAAGAAAUGGCUUCUGGAAGGCCCUAAUAUCGUCAUUGCCGACGAAGCGCACAAAAUGAAAAAUUCGACUUCCGGAGUCUCUUUAGCCGCAAUGCAAUUCAAGACAAAAAGUCGAGUCGCCUUGACCGGUUCUCCACUCGCAAACAAUCUCACGGAUUACUACGCUAUGGUCAAUUGGAUUGCAGAGGGCUAUCUGGGAGACCCGCGUGAAUUUCAGGCACACUAUGUGGAACCCAUCGGGGAGGGUCUUUAUGUUGACAGCACGCGCUGGGAGCAGCGCAGGUCUCUUGUGAAGCUCAACGUGCUCAAAGAUAUCCUCGAGCCCAAAAUCAACCGCGCUGAUAUCACUGUUCUUGCCGGGAGCUUGCCUCCGAAGGUUGAGUUUGUCAUCACUGUUCCUCUCACGGAUGUACAACAAGCUGCAUAUAAUUCGUAUGUGAGGUCGAUCUUGGGGGGCAGACGCGACGUCAAUCGGAUGGAGAUACUAUCCUGGCUUGCGAUUCUCGGACUCUGCUGCAACCAUCCAGCAUGCUUCAGGAGCAAGCUGCUGAGCAGGUUCAACGACGCUCAGAAACUCGACAAAAACAUGGAAGGUAUCGAGCAAGCUCCUGGUGACGAGCCUAUUUCGCAACUUGGUCUUGAUCUAAAGGAGUUACAGACCGAACAGGAACAGAUCUACUCUGCCGUGCCCAACAUUAAAGCCCUCGAGCUGUCCCAUCGAGCCCGGAUUCUGCACCAGAUCAUCACUGAAUCUAUACGAGUCGGCGACAAGGUGUUGGUGUUCUCACAUAGUCUGCCCACACUUGAUUAUCUCGAAGUCAUAUUAAAGUCGUCGGGCUGGGAGUACAGUCGUCUGGACGGGCACACGCCGGUUGCUCAGCGACAAGGCGCAGUCAAGAGGUUCAACGGAAGGUCUCCCGAACUCAUAUAUCUGAUUUCGACCCGCGCGGGAGGGCUUGGUCUCAACAUUCCUGGCGCCAAUCGUGUGAUAAUUUUUGAUUUCACCUUCAACCCCAUUUGGGAAGAGCAGGCUGUUGGACGAGCUUAUCGAUUGGGCCAGAGAAAGCCGGUGUUUGUGUACAGAUUCCUCUCAGGUGGCACAUUCGAAGAGGUCAUGUACAACAAGGCUGUCUUCAAAACGCAACUUGCAUUCCGCGUUGUAGACAAGAAGAACCCGGUCCGCUGGGCCUCAAAGAAGCUUAGCGAAUACCUUUUCCCGGUCAAGGAUGUGCCACAAACCGACGUCUCUGAGUAUUUAGGAAAGGAUCCUGAGGUGCUGGAUAAGAUCCUCGAGAAUGACUCUCGCUCUAGCGAACGGGUCAUUCGGAAGAUCGGCCUUACUGAAACCUUUCAGAAGGAAGAUAAUGACAAGUUGACCGAAGAAGAAAAGCAGCAAGCUCAACAGGAACUCAGCGAUGAGCGCCUCAAACGCGUGGAUCUAGCCGCUUGGCAAGAACGGAUGAAGGAGAGGGAGAGGCUUGCUUGGCAAGGCUCACUUUCUCAACUCCCAGUCAAACCUCCUUCGCCCAUGUCUUGGACUCCCUAUGCCCAUCAAUCCACGUAUUCGCAGCGUCCACCAGCUCAGCCUCAGUCUUGGUCGCCUCAGCCAACUGUUCCCCUUAGUGCUCACAAUUCCGGUCCUCCUGCUCUCGCUCCUGAUCUGAGCCAUUUCCAGUUACCAGGCCCUAUGUACAACCAUAUGCACCCACAAUCGCCUUGGUUAACUCAGCCUUACUCGCAGUCAGCAUUGCCAUUCUCAGGUUCGAUGGAUGGAGAUUACACAGUGCAUAAUGACGCUGCAGAUACGAACUCCUUUGCUGCUGUGCCAGUACAAGCAACCACAAUGGAGCACAAUGGCGGAAACUCCCAGUCACCCCUCGACACUUCCACCAAUCUCUCUGUGCCAGUGACUGUGGAGGGGAGUCACGACCAACACGUUCUCCCCUCACCAAGCACUUCCCACGCUGUUCCAGUGCAAGCAAUAACGAUGGAAAGGUGAGGGGGAUUACAUCCCACCAUCUCCCCAACGUAUCUUCAAAACGCCAAGAUCGGAUACGCAGCAGGCCAGCAAUGCCAACACUUCCCUAGGCGACAGCAACUUCAUUGUCGAACUGCCGCAGCGCGAUGCCUCAGUUGUCCAGAAUGAUUCUACUCCACAGCUGCGCCCGACGAGAGGUCUAGCUACAGGACCCGUAAAGUAUACCACGGACAAUCCAAGUUCGAAGGAAGCAUGCCUCAUCGUCUCCUCUCGGUUGCCUGAAAUUAUUCUCCUCUGUGUCAAGACCCCUCUACUUCCGCAUCAUGCUCUUCCGAUAU
Messenger RNA from Aspergillus saccharolyticus JOP 1030-1, 5558 nucleotides. RefSeq names its product putative SNF2 family helicase/ATPase. Gene Ontology annotation, cellular component: nucleus. NCBI's taxonomy places the organism in Eukaryota, Fungi, Ascomycota, Eurotiomycetes, Eurotiales, Aspergillaceae. The transcript is spliced from 2 exons. Bases 1 to 5241 code for a protein of 1746 amino acids. The record is from RefSeq and is a predicted model, not a curated record. Gene Ontology annotation, molecular function: ATP binding; ATP hydrolysis activity; ATP-dependent chromatin remodeler activity.